This is a messenger RNA of Caenorhabditis angaria, 273 nucleotides long. Lineage: Eukaryota; Metazoa; Nematoda; Chromadorea; Rhabditida; Rhabditidae. The record is from the annotation of a GenBank genome assembly.
AUGGAGAGACAUUUCAAUGAUUCCUUUAUUCGUAAAAUUCGUAAUGGGUUUCCUUUAAUUGUUAAGAUUGAUUUUCAAGGAAUCAUAUCAUCUGAAGGUUCAGAAUAUGAUGAUGAUGACUCAAAUCAAAUUAAAGAUCGAAAAAGACGCAUAUAUUCAUCAGGAUCAGAAAAUCAUCAUGGAGAGAUUCAGAAUUGUGAAGAAGAAGAGGAAAUUCGACAAAGCAGCAAGAAGAAGAUGCAAAAGAAGAAGAUGAGAAAAACUGAACCAUGA